Salmo salar (Atlantic salmon) is the source of this 1972-nucleotide messenger RNA. RefSeq names its product serine/threonine-protein kinase 24. Lineage: Eukaryota; Metazoa; Chordata; Actinopteri; Salmoniformes; Salmonidae. Gene Ontology annotation, cellular component: Golgi apparatus; cytoplasm. Gene Ontology annotation, molecular function: protein serine/threonine kinase activity; ATP binding. Gene Ontology annotation, biological process: negative regulation of cell migration; protein phosphorylation. The record is from RefSeq and is a predicted model, not a curated record.
CCGGUUCGCUGCGCACGGCUGUAGUUUUUCUGAAGGGUUCCCCCUAAUGUGAGAAUGACAGCUAUCAAAAUGGCGGAGGGCAAUAGAGAAAAGUGAUGAGGACAGCGCAACAAAUGAGACAACUAUCCUAAAUUUAUUAUAUUAUUCUCACUGUUCAUCGGAUAUUCUCGAAAACAUUUAAGGUUUUGGUGAGACUUGUGUAGAGCCUAGUUUGUUCUUCUGUUGAAGAUUUAGCUAGCUAACGUUAGCUAGUUUGCUAUCUGCGGAAGAGGCACAACUUCCAAGACAUUGCAGCUAAAAAAAAAAAGCAAUGUUUUUGAGCUGAUUCCAUGAUAGCUAGAGACUUUGAGUAAAUCCGGCAUUAUAAUUCCUAUAACGCAAGGUAUCAUUAGCUGGACAUAAACAGCUUUGCACUCUCCUCCGAUUUGGGCUAGCUACAGUAACUCAUUUAGCUAGCAAACGAAAGUGGCGUCAACUGAGUACGAAUUUUGCUGAUUGUUUAUUUUAUGACGACAUGGCUCAUUCCCCGGUUCAGAGUGGCAUUCCAGGGAUGCAGAACUUUAAAGCUGAUCCAGAGGAGCUGUUCACCAAGCUGGAGAGGAUAGGGAAAGGCUCUUUUGGAGAGGUGUUCAAAGGCGUUGACAAUCGGACUCAGAAAGUAGUGGCCAUUAAGAUAAUUGACCUGGAGGAGGCUGAGGAUGAAAUCGAAGACAUUCAACAGGAAAUAACAGUCCUCAGCCAGUGUGACAGUCCCUUUGUAACCAAGUAUUAUGGAUCAUAUCUGAAGGAUGCAAAAUUAUGGAUUAUUAUGGAAUAUUUAGGAGGAGGAUCAGCUCUGGAUUUAUUGGAGCCCGGUGCCUUGGACGAAACCCAGAUUGCCACAAUUCUCAGAGAGAUCCUGAGGGGACUUGAGUACCUGCACUCUGAAAAGAAAAUCCACCGAGAUAUUAAAGCCGCUAACGUGUUGCUAUCGGAGCAAGGAGACGUGAAGCUGGCAGACUUUGGAGUGGCGGGUCAGUUAACGGACACCCAGAUCAAGAGGAACACGUUCGUGGGCACUCCCUUCUGGAUGGCUCCUGAAGUCAUAAAACAGUCUGCGUAUGACUCCAAGGCGGAUAUAUGGUCGCUAGGUAUAACAGCCAUAGAGCUAGCCAAAGGAGAGCCACCCUACUCAGAGCUUCACCCUAUGAAGGUCUUAUUCGUCAUCCCAAAGAACAACCCGCCCACCCUGGAAGGAAACUACUGCAAACCCCUCAAAGAAUUCAUAGAAGCAUGUUUGAACAAAGAGCCCAGCUUUAGGCCAACUGCCAAGGAGCUGCUAAAACACAAGCUGAUCAUCCGGCACGCCAAGAAGACGUCCUACCUUUCAGAGCUGGUGGAGAAGUACAAGAAGUGGAAAGCAGAGCAGUCUCGGGACGACUCCAGCGACGACGAGUCGGACUCUGAGCAGGAUGGCCAGGCAUCUGGAGUGAACGACUCUGGGAACGAUGACUGGAUCUUCAACACCAUCAGGGAGAAGGACCCCAAGAAGUUCCUGAAUGGUGCCGCCCAGUUUGAUGAGCUGGAGAGGAACAAGGUGCAAGACAAUCCAAAAAGGCCUCUGUCACAGAGCUGGUACACUAUCAUUUCACCUUUGUUUGCUGAGUUAAAAGAGAACCAGGUUGAGGCAACCAAUGGCAAGCCAGAGGCUGUGGACGAGCUGAGGGAGGCCGUUUUCCGGUCAGAGGAGUCCUAUCCUGGUAUCUCUGACGCCCUGGUGUCUGAACUAGUGCACAGACUACGGAGGUUUUCUCUACCCAGGGCCUCAUCCUCCCAGUGACACCCCCACCCACCCCCCUCCCACCCCUACAGUAGCAGCAGUCCGUCAGUCCAUGGCCUCUGACAUCAACAGCCAAGAUGAAGUCUCCCAGGAAGUUCUCCAUCACUCAUUCAUUCAUUCACCUAAAGAAAAGCCUCAGCCCUGUUUUUUUUA